Messenger RNA from Passer montanus (Eurasian tree sparrow), 932 nucleotides. It is a transcript of the gene RPS6, whose product is annotated as ribosomal protein S6. Lineage: Eukaryota; Metazoa; Chordata; Aves; Passeriformes; Passeridae. The record is from RefSeq and is a predicted model, not a curated record. Gene Ontology annotation, cellular component: ribosome. The coding region runs from base 107 to 856 and encodes 249 amino acids. The transcript is spliced from 6 exons. Gene Ontology annotation, molecular function: structural constituent of ribosome. Gene Ontology annotation, biological process: translation.
GUCACGUGGGGCGCGGGUGGCACUGCUCUCGCGAGAGUUUCUGGGUGUAUGUAAGAAGUGCGGGCGGAAGUGCGGCCUUUUCCCGCGGCGUGGAGACGGGGGCAGGAUGAAGCUCAACAUCUCUUUUCCGGCUACUGGCUGCCAAAAGCUCAUUGAAGUAGAUGAUGAGCGUAAGCUCAGGACGUUCUAUGAAAAACGAAUGGCCACGGAGGUGCUGGCUGAUUCCCUUGGCGAGGAGUGGAAGGGGUACGUUGUCCGGAUAAGCGGUGGCAAUGACAAGCAAGGCUUCCCCAUGAAGCAGGGCGUCCUGACCCACGGACGUGUCCGCCUCCUGCUCAGCAAGGGCCAUUCCUGCUACCGCCCCAGGAGAACCGGCGAGAGAAAGCGCAAGUCUGUCCGUGGCUGCAUCGUUGAUGCAAACUUGAGCGUCCUGAACUUGGUCAUAGUGAAGAAGGGUGAAAAGGACAUUCCUGGGCUGACUGACACAACUGUGCCCCGUCGUCUCGGUCCCAAGAGAGCCAGCAGGAUCCGCAAGCUGUUCAACCUCUCUAAGGAGGAUGACGUUCGCCAGUAUGUUGUGAGAAAGCCUCUGAACAAGGAGGGUAAGAAGCCCAGAACGAAGGCUCCCAAGAUCCAGCGACUGGUGACUCCUAGAGUGCUGCAGCAUAAGCGCAGGCGUAUCGCCCUGAAAAAGCAGCGCACUCAGAAGAACAAGGAGGAAGCUGCAGAGUAUGCAAAGCUGUUGGCCAAGAGGAUGAAGGAAGCCAAGGAGAAACGCCAGGAGCAGAUUGCCAAGAGGCGCCGGCUUUCUUCUUUGAGAGCUUCUACAUCCAAGUCUGAAUCAAGUCAGAAGUAAAGAUGUUGUACAUGAUACUGAAAAGACUUGCAUUUGAUAACCAAUAAACGCCUUUGGUGGCAAACUUCCAGUAUGA